AUGCUGUCCCUGCCCUGGGGACGCCACCUGGGAACUGCAGACACCUUCCCGACCAGGCAGCCCGCACUAGGGACCAGCCAAUGUCCCGCCACGGCCCCCCGCUCUGACUCAGGGCUGUUCCUGUACCCGCCCCUCCAGCCUGCAGCGCCCGUCCGGGCUGACAUGAAGACACACACGUCCGUCACUCUGCUGGCAGUCCCGGGGGGCGGGCCCCCACGAGCGGCCUUCAGGGCGCAGCCACGCGCCGGCCGCCGGCGGGAGGCACGAGGCGACCCGCUGCUGAGCGCGCCGCGACGCCGAGAAGCCGAACCGCGCCCUCCUGAGGACCUCGAGAUGCAGAGACGGUGCCACCCCAGGCCCGACCUCCGCAGGGAAGGCGCCCGCUCGGAGAGCAAAGCCGCCGCACGCCCCUCGCUGCGUUGCGGGCGCCACCCCACGACCCCCUACCCUGGGCUGAGAAUUCAGAGCGUUACUCACACGCUCCGCGACGCCCAGCCCCCAGGGAAGCCUGCCCCGCGGCCAGAAGGGCCUCCCAAACCCCCCUUCAAGUCAAGGACGCGAGCUGGAGACGCCGACAUUCCGAAGAGAAUGCUGAACACACAGCCACGCGCCACCGUCCCCGUCCCGCGCGGCGCCGCCGCACGCCUGCCCGCGCGAACCCCGACCACCCGCGUCCCCGCCCCGCGUUCCCUCCCUCUCCCCGUCAGGGCCGCCGCGCCGCACCCCGCUGCUGGGCCGAGCCUGUUUUCUCCGCAAGCGCGCCCCGCACGAGACCCGGGCCCCCAGGCCCCCAGGCCCCCCUCCAGGGCGCGCGCUCAGCGCCCGUCUCCGCCGCGUCCGCCAACCCCGCACGCCCCCGGGAGCGAAAAGCGCCGAACGCACGAGCGCGGAGGCGGCUCCCCGGGCAAGGGCAGGGCAGGGGCCGCCAGGCAGGGCGCCCAGAAGCCCACGAGCACCGGCUGGCGCGCGGCGCCGCGCGAGCAGCAGAGAAGCCCGAACCGGCCGCAGGCGGGCGCACACGCGGAGAGAGCGCGCCUGCCCUCCUCCCGCGGCCCCCCGGGCCCGCCGCGCCCCGCUCUAGCCGGGAAGCCUACCGCCAGCCCACACCCGCAGAACAGCCGCCGAGGGCCCGCCCGCCGGCAGCGCCCUCGGGGCUGGGGAGGCCUCUCCGCGCCCCGAGAGCCCUCCGCCCGCACGGCCCCCUCCCAGCAGAAGCUCCGGUACUGGGAGCGGCGCCGCAGACGGGUUCUCCCGCCAGCCGGGCGCCGGGCGUCUCGCGUCGGCCGGCGGGCAGCUCCGGGCGCGCGCCCCCGCGGGCCUCACGGGCCUACCCCCUCGCGGCCCGGCCCUCCCUGGGCCUCCCAACCGCCGGCGCGGGGCCCCCAGGACGCGGGGGGAGCCCGGCCCCCGGCCUCACCUCGGCCCCCGGCCCCACACGCGACCAGGGCCCGGGUCAGCGGGGCCGCCGGGCCCGCCCCCGCCCGCGAGCAGCGCUCACCGAGCACGCGGGGGCCGGCGGCGAAAGGCGCGGCGGGGCGACGGCCGGGGCUCCUCGGCUCCGGUGCGGCGACGCGGACGACGGCGGCGGCGGUCCUCGCGCUUUCCUUUCUCUCCUUUCUCCAGCAACAAACAGGAAGUGCGUCACGCGGCGGCGGCGGCGCGGGGACGACACUUCCGCCCGGCCCUGACGUCGCGCAUGCGCCCCGCCCCAGCCUUCCCGAAGGUUCCGCGCGGCCCGGGCCGCGGCGGGCGGCGCGCGUGCGCAGUGGAGGCCCUGUCGCCGGCGCGGGGGCCGCGGGGCCGGCGGCGUGCGCGCCCCCGGGGCCCCAGGUGUGGCUGGCGGAGCCGCCCCCCGGCGUGGACGCGGGCGCCGCGAGUCUGGGCCUCCCCGCUGGAGCGCAGGGGCCGCGCUCUGGGCGGCGCAGAGCCUCGCGGGGCCGCGUGGUGACCCGGAGCCGGCGCCCUGGGCCCGCCGCCCGGCCUGCCGGCGGGUGCUGCGCCUCUGCCCGGGCUGGCGGCGCCUCGGGCGGCAGCGCACCUGAGAGGGAGCCGCGGGGGCGCGGGGUCCCGGGCGCGGGCGGCCGCGGGCGCCUCGCUCCCGCUCCAGGACGUCCACAAGGGAAGGCGCGGCGCAACGCCCGUCUGUGCGCCGAGCCGCGGCGUGAGGAGAGCCCCGGCGGAGCCGCGAGGCGCCCUGCGGAGUGCUCAGCGUCUCCGGGGCUCCGCGGGCGCCAGAGCGGACCCUGCGGCUUCGAGGCCGGCUCCGCACGUGGCGUGGGCCCGGGGGGCGGCGCCGCGGGGACGUGGACGGGAGCGGGGGGCCCUGCGCUGUCCCCCGGGGGGCGGGAGGGAGCGACGCGGGGAGAGAGCCUCGCCUCGCCUCCUCCUGUGGGCCGCGGGGAAGGUCAGCCGUGUGCGCUUGGCGCGCAGUGACGCUCAGUAAAUCACGGCCGCUCUGCGUCGGGGCCUCGCCGAGAAACCGGUCCGAGCGUGGACGUCUCCCAGCAGAGCGUGCACGUGCAGGGGGACACUGGUAGGCAUAGCCCCGCUCGCCCGCCCGCGCGCGGAGCGGGCCAAGCCCAUCGCGAAGAAUAACGUGUGUGAAAAUGUGCCCUGAGGCAGUACGUGCAGGAACAGAAUGAAAGAAGGACAUACAAGGUGACACCACUGGCCACCUCGUGGCGU
This is a messenger RNA of Hippopotamus amphibius kiboko, 2685 nucleotides long. RefSeq names its product collagen alpha-1(I) chain-like. The transcript is spliced from 4 exons. The record is from RefSeq and is a predicted model, not a curated record. Lineage: Eukaryota; Metazoa; Chordata; Mammalia; Artiodactyla; Hippopotamidae. Bases 1 to 2433 code for a protein of 810 amino acids.